AUGUGUCUGUCUGAGUCAAUGAGUACAUUUCAGACUCCUGCUGCUUCAGUCACGCUGGCUGAACUUGGGAUAGAUACCAGCCUUCAGAACACAAUGGACGGACAGGCAUAUGGGAGAGAUGGAACAAAAGGAAAAGCCUGGAUAGAGGACGAAAAAAGAAAGGAUGACGACCUGGGUCAGAAGGAAAUGUUGGUGAUGGUGAAGGAAGGAUGUGCAGCGAAGGAGGGAUCAGCGAAGGUGAAGAUGGAGGAGAGAGGUCACUGGGGCAGCAAGACAGAAUUUCUCCUGGCCGUAGCAGGGAACGUGGUGGGACUAGGUAACGUGUGGAGGUUCCCCUACCUCUGCUACAAAAAUGGUGGAGCAUGUUUGAUACAGUACCGUUCGUACAGACCAGGUAUAGAGGUCACAAGACAAAGACAAGGGGCGUUCCUGGUACCGUACCUGGUGUUUGUGAUGACCUGCGGGGUGCCCUUGUUCCUGCUGGAGACGGCCAUGGGACAGUACACUCAGGAGGGGGGCAUCACCUGCUGGAAGAGGCUGUGCCCACUGGCCGAGGGUAUCGGCUAUGCAGGGCAGUUGAUCCUCCUCUACAGCUGUAUGUGUUACAUCAUCAUUCUGGCCUGGUCUCUGUUCUACCUGGUCUUCUCCUUCAGCGCUCAGCUCCCCUGGGCAAGCUGCACCAACCCCUGGAACACUGAUGACUGUGUUGACUUCUCCUCUCAAAACCGUACUUUCAAUUGGACCGGACAGAUGAACUCAACCUCUGCAGCCACUGAAUUCUGGGAGCGUCGUGUGCUGGCCAUCUCGGGGGGUAUAGAGGAGGUGGGCAGUGUCAGGUGGGAGGUGCUGCUCUGUCUCAUCGUCAUGUGGGUCAUCUGCUACUUCUGCAUCUGGAAAGGGGUCAAGUCAACAGGCAAGGUUGUAUAUUUCACUGCUACCUUCCCCUACGCGAUGCUGCUGGUACUGCUGAUCAGAGGCCUGACUCUGCCAGGGGCCAUGCAGGGGGUCCUGUUCUACCUCUACCCAGAACCAGACCGGCUCUCUGACCCCCAGGUGUGGAUGGAGGCCGGCUCCCAGAUCUUCUUCUCCUACAGUGUGGGAGUGGGCUCCUUAACCGUGCUGGGCUCCUACAAUACCUACAACAACAACUGCUACAAAGACUGCUUGUGGCUGUGCUUGCUGAACAGCGGCACCAGUGUGGUUGCUGGGUUCGCAGUCUUCUCAGUCCUGGGGUUCAUGGCUCAUGAACAGGGCGUCCCCAUUGAGGAGGUGGCGGAGUCAGGUCCUGGGCUGGCGUUCAUAGCGUACCCCCAGGCAGUAGCCAUGAUGCCCCUGCCUCAGAUGUGGGCUGCUUGUUUCUUCAUCAUGAUCAUUCUACUGGGUCUGGAUACACAGUUUGUUGCCAUGGAGGUGGUGAUGACGUCAGUAUCAGACCUGUUUCCCACGGUGCUGCGGAGGACUGGGCGCAGGGAGCUCUUCCUCCUCUUCUUCUGUCUCACCUGCUUCUUCUUCCAACUCAUCAUGGUCACAGAGGGUGGAAUGUAUGUGUUCCAGCUGUUUGACUACUACGCCUGUAACGGAACCUGUGUGCUCUUCCUCUCUGUGUUCGAGACCCUGGCCAUGGGAUGGAUAUUUGGUGCAGAGCGUAUGUAUGGUGUAAUAGAGGACAUGACAGGGAUGAGGCCUAACCCCAUCUUCAAGCUCUGCUGGCUCUAUAUGACCCCUCUGGUUUCCCUGGUGUCGUUCAUCUGCUCUCUGGUGGAGUACCAGCCCCUGACCUUCAACCGCUGGUAUGUGUACCCAGGAUGGGUGUAUGUUCUGGGCUGGCUGUUGGCCCUCUCCUCCAUCGUCCUGGUCCCCGGGUGGGCCCUGCUGCAGAUCUGCACCGGGACAGGCAGCCUUAGAGAGCGUUUCCUCCACUUGUGUCGGCCAGACCAUGACCUCCCGUUGACCCGGAAGAGAAAGGCUGUCCUCUGGAGCAGAGAUGGAUGUACUCAUGACUGCAGCAGGGGAAAGCACAGACAAAUGAACUGACACACACCUAGAAAAGUUUUUGUGUCAAAGCUCUUCGUAUACUGAACAUUUAUUUUAACACAACACCUAGCUGAACUCUUGUAUCUUUACCAACACGUUGAGAGAAUACCAUUGAUAAUGAACAAUGGUGCAUGUUUCAAUACAGUGUCAUCAUGUUCCAUAUUUGAAGUGUUGCCACCGUACAUUUGAAAGAACAUAGCUCAAGCACAGAGCGUCAAGCAACCUAGAGACACUGUUUUGUACAAUGACAAUCUACAAUGUUCUUUCAACUGUCCCCACUCAAGGCUUAACAUGGGUUACUGGAAGUACCUCAUGACGUACCUUUCUGAAGUCACUCACUCCAGUUUCCAUGGUAGCAGUUAUAGUCACAUAUAAAAGGUCAUCUAGAUUCUGUCAGUUUCUUAAUAUGAAAGACCACUUUUGGCUAAUAUACAGCAACUCUGACUAAUGGCAUUUUUGUUUUGUAAAUUAGUGCUUUACCUCAACGUUAGCCUUCACUUGCAUUUUUAUAAUCCUUAUUAGACAUCAGAAACAGGAUGUUUUUCUAAAAACACUAAUUAAAGUAGAUAAAAAAAUGAA
Molecule: messenger RNA, 2613 nt
Organism: Salvelinus sp. IW2-2015
Lineage: Eukaryota; Metazoa; Chordata; Actinopteri; Salmoniformes; Salmonidae
Product: sodium- and chloride-dependent GABA transporter 2-like
Exons: 14
Coding region: 1-2034 (677 amino acids)
Biological process (GO): sodium ion transmembrane transport
Cellular component (GO): plasma membrane
Molecular function (GO): gamma-aminobutyric acid:sodium:chloride symporter activity
Source: RefSeq, a predicted model, not a curated record